Messenger RNA from Leptosia nina, 1914 nucleotides. The record is from the annotation of a GenBank genome assembly. NCBI's taxonomy places the organism in Eukaryota, Metazoa, Arthropoda, Insecta, Lepidoptera, Pieridae.
AUGGGUAAAAUCAAGAAACGUAAACAAAAUAGAAGGCAGAACCAAGAUGUAGAAGAAACUAUCGAAGAAGAAAUACAGAUAGAUACAAAGGAAAAUGUUAUACAGACAAUUAUUGAUCAAUUACAGGCGGUUAAUGUGGAGGAGAAGUACUGCGGUCUCCAGACUUUAUCUAUGUUAAUAGAAAGUCCAGACAAUGUAGAACCAGUUAUUAAACAGGGUUUAAUUAAAAUGAUUGCACCAUUGCUUCUUGAUACUGCUGGUUCAGUAAGAAAUGCAGCUUCAGGAUCUUUAAGAAAUUUGUCUGUGCUAAAAUUAGACGUAUGUGAUGCAUUAAUGGAGCAAGAUGUUAUGACGUCUCUUGUUUGCUAUUUUCAUCAGUUUACAGAAACAUGGACACCAGAAUCAAAUUCUAAAACAAAGGAUGAGGAAAUGGACACUUUUAUUCAGUGUGUCAAUUUAUUAUUGAAUUUAUGUGAAAGUUCAGAUCUAGCAGUGAAAUAUUUGACAGAUUCAAGGAUUCUAGACAUAUUACCUAGAUAUUUAGACCUAGCUACCUUUGGGAAUGAUAUAGUAAUAGCGGUGAUGCAAUGCCUGUUUGUAGUCGUUGAAGACAAUGAUGUAGCCAUAAAGAAAAUUCAGUCAUCUUCUGAAGAAUAUUUAAAAAGAUUUUUGUUACUAGAAAACAAUGAGCCAUCAAUGUUUCUAUUGAAGACAUUAGCUGCUGGAAUUGCUAUAAAUAUUUGUAAAGGCAAUAUUGGAUCUCUACCUCUAGAUGUAAUGGGUCAAAUCAUGCAGAUAUUGGCUAAAUCUUUGUCAUUAGACCACAGACUGUCAUGCAAUCAACUUUCAAGCUCUGUUCCGUUGCAAAACAGGGCUGGUAAGGUUGAGGCUCCAAAAGGGAAAGAUGCUGUUGAUCUCCAGAAAAGAAUUAAGUCUGUCACACACACACUUGAUGCACAACAAUGUGCUAUAGAAAUUCUGGCUAACAUAUGUUCAUGUGAUGAUGAUGAAGAAUCAGAAGGCGACUUAUCAUCAGAUAGUGAAGAAAAUGGUGAUGAAGAACUUUGCACAAAUGGAGAUUCAGUUCACGCAGAAGACAAAUUACCUCCUGAAGUGCUAGAGGCUAUGAUAUCAUUAGGAGUGUUUGAGAAAGUUUGGUUAAAAACAAGUUUACCUGCGGAAAAUGUUAUGCUAAUUUUGAAGGAAUAUGAAGAGACUUUACUUAUAUUUAAAAAACUUCAUAACCUACAGACAAGAGCAUUGUUAUGCGUGAAUAAUAUGCUUAUGACCCUACCAAUAGAUAAGCUUGGUGGUGUAAAUGGUGUUUAUAAGAUCUGGGUGGAUGCUGGGAAGCUAGUCUUUAAGCAGACUUCAGAUAACCUGAACCUAUUAGAGUCGGCCACUGCUGUGAUGAGAGCAGCCCUAGACAAAAUUAAGUUUAGAGAGAAUGGAAAUACAAGCGAUACGUCACUAUUCAGUGAUCUAGCUUUGUCUGAUAUUGAGAUUAUGUUAAUGGGAAUCAGAGAAUGCCAAGUGCCAGAAAUAAGGUCAAACCUCAUAAGAAUGAUCGGGAUACUAGCACUAUUACUGGUGAACAGCCUAAACGACACCACAACAACUGUGAUAUGUGCUAUUACUGAGUUCAUAUUGGAACAGGCCCACAAGGAGAAUGAGGUGUGGGUUUUAGCGGAAGCCAUAGAUACACUUGUGGACUUGUAUUCGGAAGAUGAAACCGAUGGAAUAGCAGCCAAAGUUAAGCUUGUUGACAAGUUAGCAAUUUUAGCCCCGAUACUAAAAAAUAAAGCAAGACAGCAGAGAAAACUUCCAAAGGAAUACAAAGUUUUGGUCUCAACUGCUUCCUCAAACUUACCCAGGUUCAUAAAAUAUAAGAAAGCAAGAAUAAGUAAUUUAUAG